Messenger RNA from Neofelis nebulosa (Clouded leopard), 4845 nucleotides. It is a transcript of the gene CTNND2, whose product is annotated as catenin delta 2. The coding region runs from base 117 to 3935 and encodes 1272 amino acids. Lineage: Eukaryota; Metazoa; Chordata; Mammalia; Carnivora; Felidae. The record is from RefSeq and is a predicted model, not a curated record. Gene Ontology annotation, biological process: dendritic spine morphogenesis; cell-cell junction assembly; cell-cell adhesion. Gene Ontology annotation, molecular function: cadherin binding. The transcript has 23 exons. Gene Ontology annotation, cellular component: adherens junction; plasma membrane; cytoplasm.
CAGACAACAAAAGCGGAAGAUGCUGCACUUGGGCAAGGUCAGGACCUUGCCCUGAAGCCGGGCGGCGGCGCGCACGCCUUUUCCCGGACUGAGGAGCUGUCGCUGGUGGCGGGUGCAUGUUCUCCAGGAAGCAGUCGGGCGCCGCGCCGUUCGGAGCUAUGCCUGUCCCAGACCAGCCUUCGUCCACCUCAGAGAAGACCAGCUCCCUGAGCCCUGGCCUGACCACCUCCAAUGGGGAUGGCUCAGAAACGGAAACCACCUCCUCCAUCCUCGCCUCGGUCAAAGAGCAGGAAUUACAGUUUGAGAGACUGACCCGAGAGCUGGAGGCAGAACGCCAAAUCGUAGCCAGCCAACUGGAGCGAUGCAAGCUUGGAUCAGAGACGGGCAGCGUGAGCAGUAUCAGUUCAGCAGAAGAGCAGUUUCACUGGCAAUCACAAGAUGGUCAAAAAGACAUCGAAGAUGAACUUACAACAGGUCUUGAGUUGGUGGACUCCUGUAUUAGAUCCUUGCAGGAAUCAGGAAUACUUGACCCACAGGAUUAUUCCACAAGUGAAAGGCCCAGCCUGCUCUCCCAGAGUGCACUUCAGCUCAAUUCCAAACCUGAAGGGUCCUUCCAGUAUCCGGCCAGCUACCAUAGCAACCAGACCCUGGCCCUGGGUGACACGGCCCCUUCGCAGCUCCCUGCCCGAGGCGCGCAAGCCCGAGGUGCGGCCCACGGCUUCAGCCAGGGCACCACGAGCCGCGCGGCGCACCUGGCGGGGCCCGAGCCCGCGCCGCCGCCGCCGCCGCCGCCGCGGGAGCCGUUCGCGCCCAGCCUGAGCAGCGCCUUCCACCUGCCCGACGCGCCGCCCGCCGCCGCCGCCGCCGCGCUCUACUACUCGAGCUCCACGCUGCCCGCGCCGCCGCGCGGGGGCUCCCCGCUGGCCGCGCCGCAGGGCGGCUCGCCCACCAAGCUGCAGCGCGGCGGCUCGGCCCCCGAGGGCGCCGCCUACGCCGCGCCGCGCGGCUCCUCGCCCAAGCAGUCGCCCAGCCGCCUGGCCAAGUCCUACAGCACCAGCUCGCCCAUCAACAUCGUCGUGUCCUCGGCCGGCCUGUCCCCGAUCCGCGUGACCUCGCCCCCCACCGUGCAGUCCACCAUCUCCUCCUCGCCCAUCCACCAGCUGAGCUCCACCAUCGGCACGUACGCCACCCUGUCGCCCACCAAGCGCCUGGUCCACGCGUCCGAGCAGUACAGCAAGCACUCGCAGGAGCUGUAUGCCACGGCCACCCUCCAGAGGCCGGGCAGCCUGGCAGCUGGGUCCCGGGCCUCGUACAGCAGCCAGCACGGCCACCUGGGCCCGGAACUGCGGGCCCUGCAGUCCCCAGAGCACCACAUAGACCCCAUCUAUGAGGACCGUGUCUAUCAGAAGCCCCCUAUGAGGAGUCUCAGCCAGAGCCAGGGGGACCCUCUGCCAUCAGCACACACGGGCACGUACCGCACGAGCACAGACCUGGUUAACCGUUUCUGUGAGCAGGUCCUCAAUUUUUUACUUUGUCCCUACUUUCCUGUCCUAGCCCCAUCUUCCCCCGGUGUCGACUCCGUCCCCUUGCAGCGCACAGGCAGCCAGCAUGGCCCGCAGAACGCCGCCGCGGCCACCUUCCAGAGGGCCAGCUACGCCGCGGGCCCAGCCUCCAAUUACGCAGACCCCUACCGACAGCUGCAGUACUGUCCCUCUGUGGAGUCUCCGUACAGCAAAUCUGGCCCCACCCUCCCGCCCGAAGGCACCUUGGCCAGGUCCCCGUCCAUCGAUAGCAUUCAGAAAGAUCCCAGAGAAUUUGGAUGGAGAGACCCAGAGCUACCGGAAGUGAUCCAGAUGUUACAACACCAGUUUCCUUCAGUCCAGUCUAAUGCUGCAGCCUACUUACAGCACCUCUGUUUCGGAGACAAUAAAAUUAAAGCCGAGAUAAGGAGACAAGGAGGCAUCCAGCUCCUGGUGGACCUGCUGGAUCAUCGGAUGACGGAGGUCCACCGUAGUGCCUGUGGGGCCUUGAGAAACUUGGUGUAUGGGAAGGCCAAUGACGAUAACAAAAUCGCCCUGAAAAACUGCGGCGGCAUCCCAGCACUGGUGAGGUUACUCCGCAAGACCACCGACCUGGAGAUCCGGGAGCUGGUCACAGGAGUCCUUUGGAACCUCUCGUCUUGUGACGCCCUCAAGAUGCCAAUCAUCCAGGACACCCUGGCAGUGUUGACCAAUGCCGUGAUUAUCCCCCAUUCGGGCUGGGAAAAUUCACCACUCCAGGAUGAUCGGAAGAUACAGCUGCAUUCCUCACAGGUGCUGCGAAAUGCGACCGGAUGCCUAAGGAAUGUCAGUUCAGCCGGAGAGGAGGCCCGCAGGAGGAUGCGGGAAUGCGACGGGCUCACAGAUGCGCUGCUCUACGUGAUCCAGUCUGCACUGGGGAGCAGUGAGAUCGACAGCAAGACCGUUGAAAACUGUGUGUGCAUCUUAAGGAACCUGUCAUACCGGCUAGCAGCAGAAACGUCUCAGGGACAGCACAUGGGCACAGAUGAGCUCGACGGGCUUCUCUGUGGUGAGGCCAACGGCAAAGAUGCAGAGAGUUCCGGGUGCUGGGGCAAGAAGAAGAAGAAAAAGAAAUCCCAGGAUCAGUGGGAUGGAGUAGGACCUCUUCCAGACUGUGCAGAACCACCAAAAGGGAUCCAGAUGCUGUGGCACCCAUCAAUAGUCAAACCCUACCUCACACUGCUCUCUGAGUGCUCAAACGCAGACACGCUGGAAGGGGCGGCAGGUGCCCUGCAGAACUUGGCUGCAGGGAGCUGGAAGGGCUGGGCUGAGGAUGUGGCAGGCAUGGCGUAUGCCCUACGUUCACUGCCAGAGGGGGCUCCCUGCCUGCCACAGUGGUCAGUAUAUAUCCGAGCUGCUGUCCGAAAAGAGAAAGGCCUGCCUAUCCUCGUGGAGCUGCUCCGAAUAGAUAACGACCGUGUGGUGUGCGCGGUGGCCACGGCACUCCGGAACAUGGCCUUGGACGUCAGAAACAAGGAGCUCAUUGGCAAAUAUGCCAUGCGAGACCUCGUCCACAGGCUUCCAGGUGGGAACAACAGCAACAACACAGCGAGCAAGGCCAUGUCAGAUGACACGGUGACAGCCGUCUGCUGCACCCUGCACGAAGUGAUCACCAAGAACAUGGAGAACGCCAAGGCCUUACGGGAUGCGGGCGGCAUCGAGAAGUUGGUUGGCAUCUCCAAAAGCAAAGGAGAUAAACACUCUCCAAAGGUGGUCAAGGCCGCAUCUCAGGUCCUAAACAGCAUGUGGCAGUACCGAGAUCUGAGGAGUCUCUACAAAAAGGACGGAUGGUCACAGUAUCACUUUGUAGCCUCAUCCUCAACCAUCGAGAGGGAUCGGCAAAGGCCCUACUCUUCCUCCCGCACGCCUUCCAUCUCCCCUGUGCGUGUGUCUCCCAACAACCGCUCAGCAAGUGCCCCAGCUUCACCUCGGGAAAUGAUCAGCCUCAAGGAAAGGAAAACAGACUAUGAAUCCACUGGGAGCAAUGCCACUUACCACGGGACUAAAGGAGAACACACUUCCAGGAAAGACACCAUGACAGCUCAAAACACUGGAAUUUCAACUUUGUAUAGGAAUUCAUAUGGUGCGCCCACCGAAGACAUCAAACAUAACCAGGUUCCAGCACAGCCAGUCCCACAGGAGCCCAGCAGGAAAGACUACGAGACCUACCAGCCGUUUCAGAAUUCCACGAGAAACUACGACGAGUCCUUCUUCGAGGACCAGGUCCACCAUCGCCCUCCCGCCAGUGAGUACACCAUGCACCUGGGACUCAAGUCCACCGGCAACUAUGUCGACUUCUACUCAGCUGCCCGUCCCUACAGUGAACUGAACUAUGAAACUAGCCACUACCCGGCCUCCCCCGACUCCUGGGUGUGAGGAGCGGGCGGCACGAGGCGCUCCGGGAACAGUGCAUGUGCAUGCAUACCACAAGACAUUGCUUUUUUUUUUCCUCCUGCAAAUUUAGUUUGUUCAAGCCUGUUCCGUAGGAAGGCUGUGAUAACCAGUAAGGAAAUAUUAAGAGCUAUUUUAGAAAGCUAAAUGAAUCGAAAGUUAACUCGGAAGUCAAUAGGAAGCUAAAACGAUCCUAAAUAUGACAUCGUGCAACACCUUUCUAGUUUGAGCUGUAGAGUAUAAAAAGUGCUUUAUAUUGAACGUGGCCGAAGGCAGCAGAGGAGACGGUCGGGGUGGUGGGGCGUGAAGGUUGCAGUUAAGCACAAGGGACAGUGUAGUUCACACACUUUAGAGGGACGGCUUCUCACGCUUUGUUUACUCUCUUCAUCCGUUGUGAUUCUAGGCUUCAAGUUGCAUUGGGGUUCCUCUGUACAGCAAGAUGUUUCUUGCCUUUUGUUAAUGCAUUGUUGUAAAGUAUUUGAUGUACAUUACAGAUUAAAGAAGAGAAGCGCAUUGUGUAUAUUACACCAUGCCGUGUUUCCUCAUCUAUGGUUCUAAAUAUUGCUUCAAUUUCAAACUUUUGAAAGAUGUAUGGAUUUCCAGUUUUUCUUUUCUUUUCUUUCUCCCAGUAUGUUUUAACAAAAAAAAAUGGGAAAAAAAGGAAUAUUUAGCAGUAUUGUUCGUUCUGAUAUGUGAAUUUGUUUGUGGCAAGUAAGCAAGGCAUUCAGCAGUUUCUGACAAUUAACAUACAUCAUUCCACACUCCUUGUCAACAAAGUGCUUUUUCACUGCCUAAAAUUUUAGAUGUAGAUAUUUGAAAUAGAUUUUUUCAUUUAUACCAGUUUUCUUUAUGAUGAUACAGUGUUAAAAGAAAAUAAAUUACAAUUGAUCUGUCA